Molecule: messenger RNA, 822 nt
Organism: Cydia amplana
Lineage: Eukaryota; Metazoa; Arthropoda; Insecta; Lepidoptera; Tortricidae
Gene: Pabp2
Product: polyadenylate-binding protein 2
Exons: 6
Coding region: 63-740 (225 amino acids)
Cellular component (GO): nucleus
Molecular function (GO): poly(A) binding
Source: RefSeq, a predicted model, not a curated record
UUCAUUUUCAGAUAACCCGCAAUCUUUAAAUAUUGUAUUAAUGAUACAAGUGGUUCCCUGACAUGGCUGAUAAUGAUGACUAUUUAGAUUCGAUUGACAACAAUCAUCUAGACGGGACCAACGGUUCCCUAAAUAUGACCGACAGCAGCCUUGGCGGUGGGGACGAGGCAGCCGGGGGAGAGGUGCCAGACCUGGCGGCCAUCAAGGCGCGCGUGCGCGAGAUGGAAGAGGAGGCAGAGAAGCUCAAACAGAUGCAGACGGAGGUGGACAAGCAGAUGAGCAUGGGCAGCCCGCCCGGCCUCACAAGUCCACUGAACAUGUCGAUUGAGGAGAAGAUAGAGGCAGACAACAGAUCCGUGUACGUGGGCAAUGUGGACUACGGGGCUACGGCUGAGGAACUUGAACAACACUUUCAUGGCUGUGGCUCCAUUAAUAGGGUUACAAUAUUAUGUAAUAAGUUUGAUGGACAUCCUAAAGGAUUUGCGUACAUAGAGUUCGGAGACAAAGACAGUGUACAGACCGCCAUGGCCAUGGACGAGUCGUUAUUUAGGGGGCGUCAGAUUAAGGUGAUGCCCAAGCGCACCAACAAGCCGGGGCUGUCGUCCACGAACCGGCCGCCGCGGGGCGCGCGCGGGCGCGGGCGCGGCUUCCGCGGCGGCUACUCGUCCUACUACUCCGGCUACCGGCCCGUGCGGCGCGGCAGAGGUUACAGGCGCGGCAUGUAUUACUCCCCUUACUGAGUGCGGUAAGGGGCCGCCCGCGUAGUGUAAGCGCUCUAACGUUAGUGGACCCGCCGCCGCCGCGCGACGCCGAGCCCGCGCC